CCCACCACUAGUACAUAAACAAACAAAUUUUCAAUUUUCCCACCAAUCAAAUUUAACUUGUAUAUUCAAUUCUACUUUUAAAUCUUGAUAUAAAAGAAUUCUUGUAGUAAACGAGUCACACCGAUCAAGAAAAAUAUUAAUAUAAUCAUAUAAAGAGCCCAAGAAAUCUCACCGAACUUUCAUUUUACUCAAUCCCUCUCUCCUCUGUUUUUCUUCUAUACCAAUCUUCUUUCUUCAAGAACUUUCAAAGUUUACUCUUUAGUUCUCCAUUAGAGGAUGAGAUUCUUCUUAUAAGUCAGAUAAUGGAUCUAUCAAACCGUCGCAAUCCUCUCCGGGAUCUGAGCUUUCCUCCUCCUCCGCCGCCACCUAUUUUCCACCGUGCGAGCUCUACGGGGACGAGUUUUCCGAUCUUAGCCGUCGCGGUGAUCGGAAUCUUAGCCACAGCAUUUUUACUUGUAAGCUAUUAUGUUUUUGUUAUCAAAUGUUGUCUCAACUGGCACCGAAUCGACAUUCUUGGUCGAUUCUCGUUAUCUCGAAGGCGACGCAACGACCAAGAUCCUUUAAUGGUUUACUCUCCAGAGCUUAGAAGCCGCGGUCUUGAUGAAUCCGUCAUUAGAGCAAUCCCAAUCUUUAAGUUCAAGAAGAGAUACGACCAAAACGACGGCGUUUUUACAGGAGAAGGAGAAGAAGAAGAAGAGAAGAGAUCUCAAGAAUGCUCUGUUUGUUUGAGUGAGUUUCAAGAUGAGGAGAAGCUGAGGAUUAUCCCAAAUUGUUCUCAUUUGUUUCAUAUCGACUGUAUCGAUGUGUGGCUUCAGAACAACGCCAAUUGUCCUUUGUGUAGAACUAGGGUUUCUUGUGACACAAGUUUUCCUCCGGAUCGGGUUUCUGCGCCGAGCACUUCUCCCGAGAAUCUGGUCAUGUUAAGAGGUGAGAACGAGUAUGUGGUCAUUGAGCUGGGCAGUAGCAUCGGUAGUGACAGAGAUAGUCCAAGACACGGAAGGUUACUUACGGGACAAGAAAGGUCAAAUUCAGGUUAUCUACUGAACGAAAACACCCAAAAUUCGAUCAGUCCAUCUCCGAAGAAGCUUGACCGCGGAGGGCUUCCAAGAAAAUUCCGAAAGCUUCACAAGAUGACGAGUAUGGGAGACGAAUGCAUCGACAUAAGAAGAGGUAAAGACGAACAGUUCGGUAGUAUUCAGCCCAUUAGAAGAUCAAUCUCAAUGGAUUCAUCGGCGGAUAGACAGCUUUACUUGGCGGUUCAAGAGGCGAUUCGGAAAAACCGCGAAGUUCUGGUGGUUGGAGACGGAGGAGGAUGUAGCAGUAGUAGUGGCAAUGUUAGUAAUUCCAAAGUGAAGAGAUCUUUCUUCUCUUUUGGGAGCAGUAGACGUUCUAGAAGUUCCUCUAAAUUGCCACUUUAUUUUGAACCCUAAUAAGCCGCUUUGCUUAUUUGUUUUAUUUUCUUGUUCCUUUCUACAUUUGAUUUCUAUUAUUUCAUUUUCAAAUAUUUUUGAGAUGGAUUUUUAAAAUUAUUUGGUCGGUGAGGUAGGAGAGAAUAUAGACGUGUUUAGAUUUAGAAGUCAAAAAAGUUGAGUUGUAUUAUGUGUGACAGAGAAAUUAUGGACAAGUUUGAAAAACUU
Molecule: messenger RNA, 1637 nt
Organism: Arabidopsis thaliana (thale cress)
Lineage: Eukaryota; Viridiplantae; Streptophyta; Magnoliopsida; Brassicales; Brassicaceae
Product: RING/U-box superfamily protein
Exons: 1
Coding region: 303-1430 (375 amino acids)
Biological process (GO): protein ubiquitination
Cellular component (GO): membrane
Molecular function (GO): transferase activity; ubiquitin protein ligase activity
Source: RefSeq, marked reviewed